AAUCAAGAGAUUAAAAAAAAUCAUUCAAUAGAAAAACUAUUACCAGUUGAUAAUAUUUUAUUUCCAUAUGAUAUAGAUUUUAAGAAACCUCACUUUUCAAGGUACAGCGUUUUUGAAGAUGAUAUAGCUGCUUUCAAAGAUGAAUCUUCGCCUAAUUUACUUUCAACAGCAGCUAGUAGUCUAAGCUCUUUAACCAUCGAUGAUGAUGAUUAUAAUUAUAAUAUAAAACCGAUUAAAGCUGGACUAGUUAAAUCUAAACCAAAUAUUAUAAAUUUAACGCAAAUGGAAAAAGUAACUGUACAAAAACAAUGGCGUAAAGAUCCAAUUGGUAGUGUGAUAGUUGAUAGUAAUCAAACUAAUCAAAAAGGGAUAAAUAAUUUCUCAACACAUUCUUUUAAUAAAUACGAAAACACUAAUGAGAAAUUGCAUACAUGUUCAUUUGAAAACUCAUGUGAAUGUCAGAUGGUGCAUAAAAAAAAAAUUAUUACGUCAGAGUGUAAUAUGAAAAGAUCUAAUUUUAAUAUAAUUACUAAUCGAUAUCCAAAGAAUGUUCAAAUUAUACAUAAUGAAGAAGAUGAUAGUACAGAGGGAACUGAUUUUAAAACUGAACUACAUAUCGAACACACAAGAACUAAUGUUAAGAAUAUUUGUCAAGAUAAUGAAAUAUUUGUAAACUAUGGUGAAGCUGAAUUAGAUGUUUGUAAUAAAUAUUUUAAUAGUAAUGGAUCUAAAGGAUAUGAUGUACGAGAGUGUUCACAUGAAAAUAGACUGUUGUACGAACCCUAUAGAUAUAACAGUAAACUUAAUUAUGCAACUGAUGAAACCAAGGAAUUUAUUGCUUAUGAAGAACAAUUACUUGAUCAUUGUAUUCGAAGAGGAAUGGCAAAAGUUACCAAACGAAAUAUAUGUGAUAUUAAACCAUUUUGUUGGGACAUAAAUCAAAUCUGCCUUACGACUAAAGCUAUGCUCAAAACCCACGACGAAAAUAUUAUAAAAGAAAGACAAGAAGACAGAGGUAAACAACACAUAUUACAAAGAGGAUUCAUAAGGCAUAUAGUAAAUUCAUAAACUAAAGAAUUCAAUAUAUAUUUUCUACAAGACUGUUUUGUCACAGUUC
Molecule: messenger RNA, 1117 nt
Organism: Ceratosolen solmsi marchali
Lineage: Eukaryota; Metazoa; Arthropoda; Insecta; Hymenoptera; Agaonidae
Exons: 2
Source: RefSeq, a predicted model, not a curated record